Messenger RNA from Mytilus californianus (California mussel), 1193 nucleotides. RefSeq lists its product as uncharacterized. The record is from RefSeq and is a predicted model, not a curated record. NCBI's taxonomy places the organism in Eukaryota, Metazoa, Mollusca, Bivalvia, Mytilida, Mytilidae. The coding region runs from base 571 to 1083 and encodes 170 amino acids. The transcript is spliced from 5 exons.
GUCAGUUAAACGUUAGUUUGAGUUACUAGAACUGUACCCAGUCAAUCACUCUCAGUGUCAGUAUUCCGUUGGGCGAAAACAGCUUUCGACGUUGUUCGUAUUGUUCUUUUAACGUCCAACUGGAAGACGUCUUUAUUGUGACGUCGGCCUUUCCCAUCAAUCUCCUCUUUCCUUCACAACGACGUGAAAAGAAAUACACGCAAAGAUUCAGCAACUUUUCGCAGAAAAAUGAUCGAAAUGGAGGCCACAGAUGUCGCUAUGACCAUAUAUAUUCCAAGGAUGUACGGAAUAGGUUAUAUUUUUGAUGGAAUGUAAGUAUUCUAAGAAUUCAGUAAAGAAAAAAAUGUAUUAUGUGAGCUAUAAAUGCUUUGAUUUCGCGAUGGGGUUGGGGAUUUGUGAAAUCAUUCGACAACACAAUAUUAAUUGGUAAUAAUGGUUAGGGAAUUCAAUAAAAAAAAACAAUUACAAAACGAAAAGAAAUAAUCAAUUCCGUCAAAUCAUGUUAUACAAAUUGUAUGUUGUAGGUUUGACAAGCAGAUUGUCAAACAAUGUGAAAAGAAGAUCAAAGAAAUGGAAAAGGGGAUUAAAAAACACAAUCAAAUUUACAAGAAAUUGCAGGAUCAACAAAAGGUGUGUUGGCUUGCCAACAGAAAAGUUGCAUACAAAUUGGAUACUUCAAAGAAGAUUAAUGAUUACAUAGAAGAAAAUGUAAGUGCGCAUGGAGAACGCACAACACAAAAAGCGAUAAAAAAGGUUCAGAAACAUCUUCAAGAAACAUUAAAGCAAGCGAAAAGGACGGAACAAAAGCACAAAAAUCUUCUGGAACAGGAGUCCAGGAUAAGAUCAUCUGUCAAAAAGCUGGAACAGGACAUAGUCAAAAUGAUUGAAUUCCAAGUGAAUGAUAGGACACGAACUUCAAUACCCGUUAAUAGUAGGAUACACACAAUCAUACCGAUACAAACUCUUGUGCAAAGAAUGAGUAGCAAAUACCAGUUUACCAUGCCUCAGGAGUUUAAUGAAAAGAAUGGAUUCUAUGCAAGGUUGCCAGAUUUUGAAUUAAUCAAACGUGAAUUCCGUAGAUAAAGACUGUGAUAUUGAGUCGAAGAGCAUAACAUACAACAUACAUUUUUGUAAAUGACUUUUCGUGUGUUUUAUUUAUUUUAUUUUUGUACUGAAUAAAUUAUAAUAUAUUU